Molecule: messenger RNA, 4575 nt
Organism: Sus scrofa (pig)
Lineage: Eukaryota; Metazoa; Chordata; Mammalia; Artiodactyla; Suidae
Gene: PPP1R9B
Product: protein phosphatase 1 regulatory subunit 9B
Biological process (GO): neuron projection development; actin filament organization; calcium-mediated signaling
Cellular component (GO): postsynaptic density; dendrite; cytoplasm
Molecular function (GO): actin filament binding
Source: RefSeq, a predicted model, not a curated record
UGGGUGGCACGGCGGCGGAGCGGCUCGGGCCGGCCGAGCAGCCAUGGGCGCCCAGGUGCCGGGCUCCCCGAGAGCCAAGGCCCCCGGCCGGGGUGGGGGGCGCCCGGGCUACCAGCCCCGCUGACACCGCCUCGGACGAUGUGAGCCGGCGCCUCCGCCGCUGCUUCGCGGGCAGGGCGCGCGGUCCCACCCGCCCCGGCCGCCGCUUUUCUAAUUUGGGUGGGGGAGACCGUACCAGGCCGCUCGGCCUUUGGCAGAGGGGCUGGCUGCCUUUGGCAGCUUGAUUAGGGGAGGCGACCCACACAGGGAGCUGGGAGAUUUUUUUUUUUUUAGCCUUUUUUUUUUUUUUUUUUUUUUUUUUUUAAAGCGAGGUUACUGUUUUUGGCAGCUGCUUUUGGGGGAAGCCUACAAAAGGCCUUUUGGGGUUCCUUUAUUCUGGGGGAGGGGGCGGUGGUCCCGACUUGGCCAGCCGCCUGUUGGAAGGGGGGAGCGGGAAGCGUGGGGAUGCGAACCCGGCUCCCCCCACUAUGAUGAAGACGGAGCCGCGGGGGCCCGGGGGUCCCCUCCGGAGCGCCUCCCCGCACCGCAGCGCCUACGAGGCGGGCAUCCAGGCUCUGAAGCCGCCCGACGCGCCCGGGCCCGACGAGGCACCCAAGGCGGCCCACCACAAGAAAUAUGGCUCCAACGUCCACCGCAUCAAAAGUAUGUUCCUGCAGAUGGGCACCACGGCAGGCGCGCCGGGCGAGGCGGGCGGCGGCGCGGGCCCCACCGAGGCCCUGCGGGCGCCCGAGCGCGGCGUGCGCCUGUCGCUGCCGCGGGCCAGCAGCCUGAACGAGAACGUGGACCACAGCGCCCUGCUCAAGCUGGGCACCAGCGUGUCGGAGCGCGUGAGCCGCUUCGACUCCAAGCCCGCGCCCUCCGCGCAGCCUGCGCCGCCGCCGCACCCGCCGUCCCGGCUGCAGGAGACGCGGAAGCUGUUCGAACGGAGCGUCCCGGCGGCCACGGGCGGCGAUAAGGAGGCCGCGGGGCGGCUGCUGAGGCAGGAGCGCGCGGGCCUGCAGGACCGGAAGCUGGACGUCGUGGUGCGCUUCAACGGCAGCACCGAGGCGCUGGACAAGCUCGACGCCGACGCCGUGUCACCGACCGUCAGCCAGCUCAGCGCUGUCUUCGAGAAGGCCGACUCGAGGACCGGCCUCCACCGCGGGCCCGGGUUGCCCAGGGCCCCGGGCGCUGGGGCUCCCCAGGUCAACUCGAAGCUGGUCAGCAAGCGAUCCCGGGUGUUCCAGCCGCCCCCGCCGCCGCCCGCCCCGUCGGGGGAUGCCCCGGCCGAGAAGGAGCGUGGCCCCGGGGGCCAGCAGCCCCCGCAACACCGAGUGGCCCCCGCCCGGCCGCCCCCCAAGCCUCGGGAGGUGCGCAAGAUUAAGCCGGUGGAGGUGGAGGAGAGCGGGGAGUCGGAGGCCGAGGCAGCGCCCGCGGAGGUGAUCCAAGCGGAGGUGACGGUCCACGCGGCCCUGGAGAAUGGCAGCGCCUUGGCAACCAGUGCCAGUCCCGCGCCCGAGGAACAGAAGGCCCAGGCGGCCCCCGAGGAGGAGGCAGCGACCGUGGCGGCGCCUGAGAGAGGGGUGGGCAAUGGUCGGGCCCCGGACGUGGCCCCGGAGGAGGCGGACGAGUCCAAGAAGGAGGACUUCUCGGAGGCGGACUUGGUGGAUGUGAGCGCCUACAGUGGGCUGGGGGAGGACUCUGGGGGCAGUGCCCUGGAGGAGGACGAUGAAGACGACGAUGAGGAGGGGGAGCCCCCCUAUGAGCCCGAGUCGGGCUGCGUGGAGAUCCCGGGGCUCUCGGAGGAAGAGGACCCGGCCCCGAGCCGGAAGAUUCAUUUCAGCACGGCGCCCAUCCAAGUGUUCAGCACGUACUCCAACGAGGACUACGAUCGGCGCAACGAGGACGUGGAUCCCAUGGCCGCCUCCGCUGAGUACGAGCUAGAGAAGCGGGUGGAGAGGUUGGAGCUGUUCCCUGUGGAGCUGGAGAAGGACUCCGAGGGCCUGGGCAUCAGCAUCAUCGGCAUGGGGGCCGGGGCGGACAUGGGCCUGGAGAAGCUGGGCAUCUUCGUCAAGACGGUGACCGAGGGCGGCGCGGCCCAUCGGGACGGCAGGAUCCAGGUGAACGAUCUCCUGGUGGAGGUGGAUGGAACAAGUCUGGUGGGAGUGACCCAGAGCUUUGCAGCCUCCGUGCUCCGAAACACCAAGGGCCGCGUCCGGUUUAUGAUUGGCCGGGAGCGGCCGGGUGAGCAGAGUGAGGUGGCCCAGCUAAUUCAGCAGACCCUCGAACAAGAGCGAUGGCAGCGGGAGAUGAUGGAGCAGAGAUACGCCCAGUACGGCGAAGAUGACGAGGAGACGGGGGAAUACGCCACCGACGAAGAUGAGGAGCUGAGCCCCACGUUCCCGGGCGGUGAGAUGGCCAUCGAGGUGUUCGAGCUGGCAGAGAACGAGGAUGCCUUGUCCCCUGUGGACAUGGAGCCCGAGAAGCUAGUGCACAAGUUCAAGGAGCUCCAGAUCAAGCAUGCUGUGACUGAGGCAGAGAUCCAGCAGCUGAAAAGAAAGCUGCAGAGCCUGGAGCAGGAGAAGGGGCGGUGGCGGGUGGAGAAGGCCCAGCUGGAGCAGAGUGUGGAGGAGAACAAGGAGCGCAUGGAGAAGCUGGAGGGCUACUGGGGCGAGGCCCAGAGCCUGUGCCAGGCCGUGGACGAGCACCUGCGGGAGACCCAGGCCCAAUACCAGGCCUUGGAGCGCAAGUACAGCAAGGCCAAGCGCCUCAUCAAGGACUACCAGCAGAAGGAGAUCGAGUUCCUGAAAAAGGAGACGGCACAGCGCCGGGUUCUGGAGGAGUCGGAGCUGGCAAGGAAGGAAGAGAUGGACAAGCUCCUGGACAAGAUCUCAGAACUGGAAGGCAACCUGCAGACACUGAGGAAUUCCAACUCUACUUAACAGGAAUCAUUCCUUGAGCGGACAAUACUGAAUCCCCUCCCAUCGUCCUCCCUCCCCUGUCCUCAAUAGUUCACCCCGCCCCCUACCAGCCUGGGGACAGGUGCCCCGACUUCCCCACCCCUCCACCCCACUUUCCCCAGCUUCAGGGACCAGAGGGCCCGAAUCACAAGGCCCCCUUUAGGUGGCCCGGGCAACACAGGUGGUGGCAGGAAGGAUGGCCUCCUCCUUGCCCAUGGGGCUGAGGCAUGGGCCAUGGGAUGCUAAAGGGCUGGCCUGGGUGGUGGAUGGACACAAGGACCUGCAGACCAAACUGCCAGACUUUACAACCUCCAGCCUUUGUCUCUGGACCGGACUGGGGCUGGGGGCUCUUCCAGCAUCUCACCAUCUGGAGGCUGCUCCCUGCUCACGGGGCUCCUGGGUGGCCCCUGGGCCUCUUGACUUGAGCUUCUACCUUCUUGGCCCUUCCCCCCUCCCUCAUCAUUGUGCUGUUCUGUUGCAUUCUGACCCUCCUGCUGGGAGGGGCUGCCUCCACACCUCCUCCCACCCCCAUCCCUCUGCCCUCCCAGGAGGGCCAGAGUCCACCCAGAGGCUGGAGGCUGGGCCUGGCCCUGCACUGAUUUCUCACGCAUCCUUCGUGGAAAGGGGAGCGUCCUGGACACCUGGUGUCCAGCUCCCCCUUUUCCUGGGGCAACAGCCCUUAAUUGCUCCUUGUGCCUCCCCUCCCCCAGGUGCCAAAUAGCCAUAACCUCCUCCUAGAACUGUUCUGCGGCCUCUCCGGGGUCCAGGUUUCCUGGCCAAGCCUGGCAACACAAGAGAGGAGAGGAGGUCAGCUUAGGGGGACCCGGUUUUGGGCAAGGGGAACAUUUCUCACCUGGAGAGCCAGGCCCUGUCCUGCCCUACCCAGGGCUCCACCUGGAAGCCUUGUACUAACAUCGCAGAGAUUCAUUCAGCCUCACCCCCCCACCCCAGUUUUCCAAUGUUCAGACCGGAGGGCAAAAUUUUACUCCUCCUCCUCCUCAUCUCUUUGGAGACCAGGGCUGCCCUGCUGGCAGCCUGCUUUCUAAAUGAAAUCGACGCCGUUUCCCCACUUGAACCCCAAAUUGGGGCUUGGACCAAGGGAGGUGAGACCCGCCCCCCACGUCCCCUCCCCUUUCAGAAUCCAUCUCUCAUUUCGCCUCUUCCUCGUGCCCCUGCCGCAGCCUGGGUUUUUGUUCUUUUUUUAAAAAAAACGGACAACCCCGUUCCAUCCCUUUGGGCUUCUCCUCGUCCCCUUGUAAAUAGACCACGCCAUCGAUCAGUAUUUCUCGGCACCCUCUUCCUGCCCCCAGACGUGCGCCCACCCUACGAAAGAGCUGGCUGUCUCAGCGCCCCCGCCCGUGCACUUCGCCUCCUCCGCCCAGGCAGAGGGAGGGGGCGGGGCUGGGUGGGCGGGGCCCCGGGGCGCUUCCGGUUUCUCCGCCGGGGGCCACCCCUGCCCCGCCUCCCGCAGGACUGCGUCUCUGUACAUAAUAUAUAUAUGUAUGUAUUGUUCCCGGUUUUGUACGGACCAUGCCCUCUGUCAGGUCGUCCCCAUAAAAGCAGCCCCCAGAGCCUC